Molecule: messenger RNA, 882 nt
Organism: Lolium perenne
Lineage: Eukaryota; Viridiplantae; Streptophyta; Magnoliopsida; Poales; Poaceae
Product: F-box protein PP2-B11
Molecular function (GO): protein binding
Source: RefSeq, a predicted model, not a curated record
AUGGAUAUGCCGGCCGCCUGUGAGAUCGACCGCCUGCCGGAGGACCUCCUGGAGCACGUGAUCGCGCUCACCUCGCCCGGGGACGCCUUCCGCGCCACCGCCGUCUCCCGGGCCUUCCACGCCGCCGCCGAAUCCGACACCGUCUGGUCCCGAUUUCUGCCGAACGACCUGCCACGGUUCGCCAAGAACGAGAUCCCCCGCAGGUCGCCGUCGACCACGAAGGGGCUGUUCCGGCGCCUCGCCGACGAGCCCGUCCUUCUGCGGCACAAAUACAUGCGGAUGCAGCUCGACAAGGCUACCGGCGCCAAGUGCUUCACGCUCUCGUCCAGCGCGCUGCAGCCUCCAGCCUAUUCAACCUUGGUCCCUGUGGGUUCGGAUUUCGACUACAGCAAAAGAGGCAAAAGGUUCUUACAAGCCAUUAGAAUACCCUACUAUUUGCCGGGGCCGGAUAUCCGCGCAAAGGUACACCGCAAUAUGCUGUCCCGGAACACGACGUACGGGGCAUACAUGGUAUUCAAGCUACUCGACGACAGGUCCUACGGGUUAGAUCUCCCGCUCCAUGAAGCAUCCUUCGGCAUGGCCGGGAGAGAGUCGAUACGGAAAGUUUGCCUGUAUGGCUACGCCGAGGACGGGGGCGGGGCUGCUGGCGAGCCGCCUCGGAAGCUCAUCUUGCCAAGCUGGUAUCCUACUAGAUGCGACGCAAUCCCUCCCAUGUACGACGACGUUCAUUUCCCUCGUAAGAAGACCCAUGGUUGGAUGGAGGUGGAACUGGGUGAGUUUCACAAUGAGGAAGGGGAUGGCGUGGUCUCUAUCAGCUUGAUCCACACCUCGGACGCCAGGCCUACCGUCAUUGUGUGGGGCAUUGAAUUGAGAACUAUAUAG